GGUGGAUGAUUGAUUCUGCUUGCGCUUUCACUGGAUCUCAUCAACCAAACAAGUCGCCAAAGGAAAUCAGUAUCAAGUAGCCAAAUGAAAUCAGUAUCAAAUAGCCUACUGCUAACAUUUUAAAUGUGAGCUUGUACAUUUGGUUUGUAAACUAACGCUUUCCGUGAAUCGUUAGUGGUUGCGGCGGCCUGGCUUUGUUGUUAUCCAAACUAGCCGUCCAAUCCAACCCGUUUGUGUAGCUAGCUAACUAGAUUCAGUCAGAGUUGAAGUGUGUCUUUUAUUUUAUAUUUAGUCAUCUAUCAUUGCAUUGUGGGUAAAAUAUCAAGCGAGGAAUAAGCUAGCUGGCGACUAGCUAGGUAGUUAGCUAGCUAAAUUAUCUUGACCAACCGUUGCUAAACUAAUUGCCUGCCGGUUUGUGUUAAUCCCUGUUGGACGGGAUGAGUUGUUCGCUAUUUUAGCUACAUAUAUAUUUUUGGAGCUAUCGCACGAUCAAAGUUAGUGAAAAUCCCCCAGAACUUGUUGAGGUCACCUCUUUUAGAUCCACCUCCAGCCCGACCAUGUCUGAGCCGGGAUCUGGCUGUGAUGAUCCGGCCCAGAGAAGCUCACAGCCUGGUCCAGAGACGGUGUCAGUGAAGCUGGAGGACUGCGGUCAAACACUGGAACUCAAUGUGAUUGUGAAAGAGGAGGAGGAGAGAGAAAUCAAGGAGGAAGAAAACAUUGACUCGGGAAAGAGCUCCAACCCAGACUCAGACAGCAAUCCCAGUCCCACAGCAUCAGGAAACCGCAGACAGAAGCCCCAACCCUGCUGUAGCGACAGUUUUAUUUGUCCAACUCACCUCAAAUCACACCAACCAACUCCCAAAAUAAAUAAGACUUACCUUUGCCGUCAAUGUGGGAACAGUUUUCAGACACCAGGCAAGCUAAAGGCUCACCAGAGAAUGCACAUUGGAGAGAAUCCUUACCCCUGCUCCCAGUGUGAGAAGAGCUUCAAUCAUUCAGGAAGACUUAAGGACCAUCAAAGAGUACAUACUGGGGAGAAGCCUUACCACUGCCCUCUUUGUGGGAAGAGUUUCAGUCAGUUAGGAAACCUGAAGACUCAUCAGAAAAAUCACAAGCCUUACCACUGCUCACAAUGUGGGAAGAGUUUCAGUGAGAAAGUAAAACUUACGGGACAUGAGAGAGUACAUAGUGGACAGAAACCUUACCACUGUACCCAAUGUGGCAAAAGCUUCAAUUAUUAUUCAGUACUUAAGGAACAUCAAAGAGUACAUACAGGGGAGAAGCCUUACCACUGCACACUUUGUGGGAAGAGUUUCAGUUGGGCAACAAACAUAAGGAAUCAUCAGUUAAGACACAUUGGAGAGAAACCUACAUGUACUCUCAAUGUGAUUGUCAAAGAGGAGGAGGGCGAACAGAGACAUAUUAAGGCAGAAGAGCGAGAAGUUGAGGUAGAGGAGAGAGAGGUGAAGGAAGAGGCUACAUAAGCUAACUCCAUAGGAAUUGCAUUGCCGGGGGGGGGGGGGGGGGUGAUAAUGGAUGGGGGCGGAACACGAAGUGCAGCUGGAUGUAUACGAUACAGUCCCUUUCAAAAACGAAACAUAUUUGGUUGGUAUAGACAAUGAAUUAUUUCCAACCUACUUUAACUGAGGAGACAGGGCCUACAGACAGGGCCUACAGACAGGUCCUACAGACAGGUCCUACAGACAGGUCCUACAGACCAAUAUUUCAACAUUGUAUUUUUCAAUAUUGGUCAUAAAAAGUUGUCUUUGAAGCUAUUGUUUUCCAUAAGUAACUUAUUUAAUUUUCUUAUUAGCACAAUAAAAGGUGGCCAUUGAUUAAAAUGGAAUCUUAUGAACCUGUUAUUGAUGUUGAAAUGCAGGCUUUUAUGUUGAAGUUUUUUUUUAUAGAAAUGUUUUUUUUUUUGUGUGCAAUAAGGUGUCAAGAAUGUGUAUUUGAAUUGACCUGCCUGAUAAAGUUAAGGUAAAUACAUGCAUUAUAUGAGAGUGAUGUCAUUGUUUGUGCUGCUAGCAGAACAAAAGGUCAAACCGUGGUUUGUAAUGAUUCUGUGAACUCGUAGAUCAAAUAGCCAAAAGUGUGAUAGAACCUGAUUCAAUAGAUUCUCCACUGGGUCGAGCUGAGGCUCAAUGUAAGAUCAGAGACAUGUUGGUAGAUGUGUGGUUUGUAAUGAUUCUGUGAACUCGUAGAUCAAAUAGCCAAAAGUGUGAUAGAACCUGAUUCAAUAGAUUCUCCACUGGGUCGAGCUGAGGCUCAAUGUAAGAUCAGAGACAUGUUGGUAGACGUGUGGCAGAAGGGUUUGGAUUCAGAGACCAAGGGCCGGCAUUUAUAAUCCCUCCAAAGGAAGGUUGGAGGACCAAGAUUCCAAGAUCAGACUGGGAAAGAAGAGGUGGCUCCAAUACCAAAUCGUCCCUUAAGCCCUGCACCCCAUGUACUUGUGUAGAUCUGAGAGGAUUUGAUAACACUGUAGAGGGGAGAGACCAUUGUUAAGAGACCAUUGUUAAUUGAAUUCAUCAUUCCAUUUGGUUGGCCUUCAUGUGAAUGGUUUGUGUCUGGACUCUAUGGUUUUCUUGUAUUGUUCUAAAUACAGUUCCUACAGUCUUUCA
Messenger RNA from Oncorhynchus gorbuscha (pink salmon), 2621 nucleotides. Its product is annotated as zinc finger protein 239-like. Gene Ontology annotation, biological process: regulation of transcription by RNA polymerase II. NCBI's taxonomy places the organism in Eukaryota, Metazoa, Chordata, Actinopteri, Salmoniformes, Salmonidae. The coding region runs from base 558 to 1484 and encodes 308 amino acids. Gene Ontology annotation, molecular function: DNA-binding transcription factor activity; RNA polymerase II cis-regulatory region sequence-specific DNA binding. The transcript has 2 exons. The record is from RefSeq and is a predicted model, not a curated record.